ACCUGCACAUAGCCAAAAUCAUGUUUUCUUUCUGCUGGAUAUCAUAAUCAUAUGACUUUUGUUCGGCUCGGGUAGACAGUCUUAUUUUAAAAUUUAGCUACUAUCAGUAACCAUAACUUGCAAACAGUGAUUUCGAAGAUUAAUGAUGAGGAAAAAGGUGCUGUUGAUGGGAAAGUCAGGGAGUGGUAAAACGAGCAUGCGUUCGAUUAUAUUUGCAAAUUUCAUUGCAAGAGAUACUAGAAGGCUUGGUGCAACAAUUGAUGUUGAACACUCUCACGUUCGGUUUCUUAACCUUGUUUUAAACUUGUGGGAUUGUGGAGGCCAAGAAGCAUUCAUGGAAAACUAUUUUGCCAGUCAAAGAGACAAUAUAUUUAAAAGUGUAGCUGUUUUGAUCUAUGUAUUUGAUGUGGAAAGUCGUGAACUGGAGAAAGACAUACAUUAUUAUCAAUCCUGUUUGGAAGCCAUAUGGGAACAUUCAAGAGAGGCAAAAAUAUUUUGUUUGAUUCACAAAAUGGAUUUGGUACAAGAGGACCAAAGAGACGCAGUCUUUCAAAAACGUGAGAAUGAAUUAAAGGAGUUAUCAAAACCAUUAGAGUGUGUCUGCUUUCCAACAUCAAUUUGGGAUGAAACUUUAUACCAGGCGUGGUCGUCGAUAGUUUAUAAACUCAUACCCAACGUGUCACAAUUGGAGCAAAAUUUAGGUAGAUUCGCUGAAAUUAUUGAAGCUGAUGAGGUCUUGCUGUUUGAAAGAGCUACAUUUUUGGUCAUUUCACAUUGUCAGAGAAAAGAACACAAAGAUGUACAUCGCUUUGAGAAAAUUAGCAAUAUAAUAAAACAAUUUAAGCUAAGCUGCAGCAAAUUACACACCCAGUUUCACAGCAUGGAAGUGCGAAACAGCUCAUUUGCAGCUUUCGUCGAUGUCUUUACACCAAAUACAUAUGCAAUGGUUGUUCUUUCUGACACUUCAAUAUUGUCCGCAGUAACUUUACUAAAUAUCAAAAAUGCAAGAAAACAUUUUGAAAUGUUGGAAAAGAUGGAUCAAGAAGCUCUGGCGAGGUAGUUAGAACGCUGACUCUAUUCGUGUAACAAAAAUUCUCAACGAAAAGAAAAAAAGUGUUAAGUUUCGGAGGAGCAUUUGUUAAUCACCCCACCGGCUACUUUUACAUGUACCCCAAGUAAAUACUGUUUUUAACACGGAGCUAUCAUUCUUUCAAUGUCUGCGAUCAAACCUGCGUUGCUAUAAUCUGAUGGCAUGUAAAAUAUUGUUCAUGGAAGUUUUUUAGUCCCUUAUCCGUCUCCCUUCUACGAAAUAUGGAAAUAACGUAUAAUUUUUUUUGAAAUUAGGAUUUCUAGCUAUCACAUUGCUGUAUUUUUAAAAUCAACUUUACAUAUUAUGCGGAAGUUACGGUUGAACGUGUUCCUAAUUACAACAGGUGUACUUUUUUUUAUAUAUAAUCGUGUGUACUAUUAAUUAUAGAUUGUUAUUAUUAUUUCAAGUCGUAAUUUUUCUUUUUUCUUGUAUGUAUAGUAUAAUUUACGCAAUGAAUAUGUUAUAAUGCAUUUGUAAA
Messenger RNA from Hydractinia symbiolongicarpus, 1568 nucleotides. Its product is annotated as ras-related GTP-binding protein A-like. Gene Ontology annotation, molecular function: GTPase activity; GTP binding. NCBI's taxonomy places the organism in Eukaryota, Metazoa, Cnidaria, Hydrozoa, Anthoathecata, Hydractiniidae. The transcript is spliced from 9 exons. Gene Ontology annotation, biological process: cellular response to amino acid stimulus; cellular response to starvation; positive regulation of TOR signaling. The record is from RefSeq and is a predicted model, not a curated record. The coding region runs from base 143 to 1060 and encodes 305 amino acids. Gene Ontology annotation, cellular component: nucleus; Gtr1-Gtr2 GTPase complex; lysosome.